UCUCCCCUCUCCCAGCUUUCCCGUUCCAGCUCCUCCCCUCCUCCGCGUCUCCUCGCUCCCCUCCCCCUCCUCCGCCGCUCCCUGCCCCCGCCGCCGAUCUCCAUCUCCGCAGUCUGGGCCGCUGGGUGCAGAAGCUGCCGCAGCCCCGGCGGCCACUGCCGCCUCCCCCAAUCCGGAUACCCAUUGUCUCCCACUCCACCUGGCCCUCCACCUCCCACACAACCAUGGCGCACGAAGCCGGGAGGAGCUCUCGUCUCGGGGGGCCCUGCGGGGAGCCGGCGGAGCUCGGAGGUGAUGCUAGCGAGGAGGACCACCCCCAAGUCUGUGCCAAGUGCUGCGCACAAUUCACUGACCCAGCUGAAUUCCUCGCCCACCAGAACGCAUGUUCUCCUGACCCCCCUGUAAUGGUGAUAAUUGGGGGCCAGGAGAACCCCAACAACUCUUCGACCUCUUCUGAACCCCGGCCUGAGGGCCACAGCAGUCCCCAGGUCAUGGAGGCCGAGCAGAGCAACCCCUCGGAUUCCGGGUCCUCUGUACCCACGGAUCCCACCUGGGGCCCAGAGCGGAGGGGAGAGGAGUCUUCGGGGCACUUUCUCGUAGCUGCCACAGGUACAGCAGCUGGGGGAGGUGGGGGCCUGAUCUUGGCCAGCCCUAAGCUAGGAGCAACUCCAUUACCUCCAGAAUCCACUCCUGCACCCCCCCCUCCUCCACCUCCUCCUCCGCCCCCAGGUGUAGGCAGCGGCCACUUGAACAUCCCUCUGAUCUUGGAAGAGCUCCGGGUACUGCAGCAGCGGCAGAUCCAUCAGAUGCAGAUGACGGAGCAAAUCUGCCGGCAGGUGCUGCUACUUGGCUCCUUAGGCCAGACGGUGGGCACCCCUUCCAGCCCCUCCGAGUUACCUGGGACAGGCGCCACCUCCUCCACCAAGCCCUUGCUCCCCCUCUUCAGCCCCAUCAAGCCUGUCCAAACUGGCAAGACACUGGCGCCUUCCUCCACCUCCUCCUCCUCAGGGGCGGAAACACCCAAGCAGGCUUUCUUCCACCUUUAUCAUCCACUGGGGUCACAGCACCCUUUUGCUGCCGGAGGGGUCGGGCGAAGCCACAAACCCACCCCUGCCCCCUCCCCGGCCCUGUCAGGCAGCACAGAUCAGCUGAUUGCCUCGCCUCAUCUGGCAUUCCCAGGCACCACGGGACUACUGGCAGCACAGUGUCUUGGGGCAGCCCGGGGCCUCGAGGCUACUGCCUCCCCAGGGCUCCUGAAGCCAAAGAAUGGAGGUGGUGAGCUGGGCUAUGGGGAAUUGAUGGGUCCCUUGGAGAAGCCCGGUGGACGGCACAAGUGCCGCUUCUGUGCCAAAGUAUUUGGCAGUGACAGUGCCCUGCAGAUCCACCUGCGUUCCCACACAGGUGAGAGGCCCUAUAAGUGUAAUGUCUGUGGCAACCGCUUUACCACGCGUGGCAACCUCAAAGUGCAUUUCCACCGGCAUCGGGAGAAGUACCCGCACGUGCAGAUGAACCCUCACCCGGUACCAGAGCAUCUGGACUACGUCAUCACCAGCAGCGGCUUGCCCUAUGGUAUGUCCGUGCCGCCAGAGAAGGCCGAGGAGGAGGCGGCCGUGCCAGGUGGCGGUGUGGAACGCAAGCCUCUGGUGGCCUCCACCACGGCACUCAGUGCCACAGAGAGCCUGACGCUGCUCUCCACCGGGGCAGGCACAGCCACGGCUCCUGCGCUCCCUGCUUUCAAUAAGUUCGUGCUCAUGAAAGCGGUAGAGCCAAAGAGUAAAGCUGAUGAAAACACCCCACCCGGGAGCGAGGGCUCGGCCAUCGCCGGGGUGGCAGAAAGUGGCACAGCAACCCGCAUGCAGCUAAGUAAGCUGGUGACUUCGCUACCCAGCUGGGCCCUGCUCACCAACCACUUUAAGUCCACUGGUAGCUUCCCCUUUCCUUAUGUGCUAGAGCCCUUGGGGGCUUCACCCUCUGAGACCUCCAAGCUGCAGCAACUGGUAGAGAAGAUUGACCGUCAGGGAGCCGUGGCAGUGGCCUCUACUGCUUCGGGAGCCUCCACAACCUCUGCCCCUGCAACUUCAUCCUCAGCCUCAUCGGGACCUAACCAGUGUGUCAUUUGUCUCCGCGUGCUGAGCUGUCCUCGAGCGCUGCGCCUGCAUUACGGCCAACAUGGAGGUGAGCGGCCCUUUAAGUGCAAAGUGUGUGGCAGAGCUUUCUCUACCCGGGGCAAUCUGCGUGCACAUUUCGUGGGCCACAAGGCUAGUCCAGCUGCCCGGGCUCAGAACUCCUGCCCCAUUUGCCAGAAGAAGUUCACCAAUGCUGUUACUCUGCAGCAGCAUGUUCGGAUGCACCUGGGGGGCCAGAUCCCCAACGGUGGUACCACGCUCCCUGAAGGUGGGGGAACUGCCCAGGAGAACGGCCCUGAGCAGUCUGCAGUCUCUGGGGCGGGGAGCUUCCCCCAGCAGCCAUCCCAGCAGCCAUCCCCAGAAGAGGAGUUGUCCGAAGAGGAAGAAGAGGACGACGAAGAAGAGGAAGACGUGACUGAUGAAGAUUCCCUGGCAGGGAGAGGCUCCGAGAGUGGAGGUGAGAAGGCGAUAUCAGUGCGUGGUGAUUCAGAAGAGGCCUCCGGGGCAGAGGAGGAAGUGGGAACUGUGGUGGCAGUGGCCACAGCUGGGAAGGAGAUGGACAGUAAUGAGAAAACGAUUCAACAGCCUUCUCUGCCGCCGCCGCCGCCGCCGCCGCCUGACAGCCUGGAUCGAACGCAGCCAGUGGAGCAGGGCGGCAGUGAUGUUGCAGGAGGCACAGAAGAGGGGGCCAAACCGGAGAGGAGCGCCAGCCCAGUGUCAGCGUUGGUCCUAGAAGGGGAAGGCAGCAGCCCCACCUUGGUGGAGGAGCUGAGCCUGCAGGAAGCGAUGAGAAAGGAGCCCGGAGAGAGCAGUAGCAGAAAGGCCUGUGAGGUGUGUGGCCAGACCUUUCCCACCCAGGCAGCUCUGGAGGAGCAUCAGAAGACCCACCCCAAGGAGGGGCCGCUCUUCACUUGUGUUUUCUGCAGGCAGGGCUUUCUCGAACGGGCUACCCUCAAGAAGCAUAUUCUGCUGGCUCACCACCAGGUACAGCCCUUUGCCCCCCACGGCCCUCAGAAUAUUGCUGCUCUUUCCUUGGUCCCUGGCUGCUCACCCCCCAUCACUUCCCCAGGGCUCUCCCCCUUUCCCCGGAAAGAUGACCCCACGAUCCCAUGAGCCUGUUUUUCUGAACCUGCUGCCCCUUGACCCGGGGGGAAGAAACUGAGAGCUCUGUAGGAGGACCUCCAAGAUCUGUGAGCCCUUAUUUGUCUAUUUCUCUGAGUUCUUAUAUUGAUGUGUCCCUAAUGGCUUUUCUCUAAUCCCUGAGCUUUGAAAUCCUUGUGCUUACAGGGAGAUGGCCCCCUGAGAAACUUUUCUUUCCUCUUCAUUCAUUGUACCUGAGGAAAAUAGAUUCUCUACAGCUUUCACAUUCCCAAGAAGAACCCUCUCCACCUUCCCUGGGAAUGACCCUUCUACCCUCUCCUCUCCCUUUCCCUUUGGCAGGUGCAUCUGAGCACCCACAUUUGGAAUUAUAGCCCAGCCCGAAGGGGCCAGCAGCUGUCCCUGGAGGGCCUAGGGCCACUCCUCUCUGGUGACCAGGUCAACCUGCAGGACUUCUUGUCCCAGGGCAUUCCUGCCCAGCUGGUGAGGGUGGGCCCCCUGUCUUGCUGAAACCAGGACACGGCUUUCCUGUCAAGUGACCUGCCCACCAAGCCCCAGAGUUCCAGCUCCAUCUCCAUCUCCACUACCCCUUCAGGCCCUGCACCACCAGUGCUGUUUGGCCCAGGAACUGUGGCUGAGAAGUUGCCUCCAGCAAUGGGAUCCAGAGAAGCCAAGGAGAAGAGAUUCCCCCCUCCUCCUCUUUUGGCCUCUGGCAUCCAAGACAGUGCCUGAGAAAGCCCAUCAUAGAAGAGAAGUAGCAAACUGUACAUUUCUUCUCCUUCCCCCUGCUCCAGAAGGUGCCACAGUGAAGAUGCAACAAUAUCAGUAUCUGGUGGCUCAGCCCCAGGGUGUAGGGAGAAACGAAGGGCGUAGGACACUCUUCCCAGUAGUAAGGCACUAAUGUGCCUUCGUCACGUUAAGGCAGAGGUGUUGGCUGGUUAAUAUGCCAAGAUGUUUUGAGCUUCUCAUAUCUUUCACCCUUGCCUCUGAGUUAGGAAACAAGUGGAUUUCUUGCUGAGAGGUCUCCCAUGGGACGGAUAUUUUGGGGAAGGAAAUGUGAAGUUCAUAUCUUUAACAAGCAUUGUUGAUGACGGUUAGCUGAAGGAAUAAUGGAGAGUUUAGGAGUGUUGCUAAAGCAUAGGGCUUGCUGAGAAGCUAUGUGAUUAAGAAAGGGGUGUGAUGUAAGGGAGGGGACCUCAAACUCUUAAUUGGAUGGGUCGACGGGUGUCAUGAAUGUUCUUUUGAACUCAUGGUGACUUUAGUGUGCAGCAGUGCACCAUGGAUCAUGGGGGACUUCCUAGCACUAGUGUGCUUCUAGUUUUAGAUAACUCCCUCCUCUAUUCCCUGGCCCCUUGUAUUUUCCUCAUCUUCCUCUUUCAAGGUCCACUUCCUUCCCAUUUUGCCUGUCCACGGACCAGGGCUUAUGUCUUUGCCGCUGUCUGGUUCUUAGAGUCCCAGACUUUGGGAGAUGAGCCCUAGGUGCUGUCCUCCCUGCCUCUCCGUUUUGUAAUGAGAUGUAGUAUUUACUCUUAACAUAGGAUCAUUUGGAACAGGAGCUCUGAGGAGGAGGGAGUGAGGGUUCUGCUAUUGACUGGCUUGAGUGAUGGCUCCUCCUCCAAAGGUGUAGGCUCCAGUUUCCUAACAUAGUAAAAUGUGAAGAGCAGACAACGGAGAUGUUAGUGUCUUUCCCUUUUCAUUAAAGGUGUUUUAA
Molecule: messenger RNA, 4935 nt
Organism: Balaenoptera musculus (blue whale)
Lineage: Eukaryota; Metazoa; Chordata; Mammalia; Artiodactyla; Balaenopteridae
Gene: SALL2
Product: spalt like transcription factor 2
Exons: 2
Coding region: 225-3239 (1004 amino acids)
Biological process (GO): regulation of transcription by RNA polymerase II
Cellular component (GO): nucleus
Molecular function (GO): RNA polymerase II cis-regulatory region sequence-specific DNA binding; DNA-binding transcription factor activity, RNA polymerase II-specific
Source: RefSeq, a predicted model, not a curated record